AUGGGGCUCCUCACUGCCCCCCCGGCCUGCUCACACCUGCAGGGGCUCCUCACUGACCCCCGACCUGCUCUCACCACAGGGCUCCUCCUGCACCCCACACUCACAGGGGCUCUCACUGACCCCCGACCUGCUCACACCACGGGGGUCUUCACUGCCUCCCGACCUGCUCACACGGGGCUCCUCACUGCACCCCCGACCUGCCCACCACGGGGCUGCUCACUGACCCCCGACCUGCUCACACCGUGCUCACACUGCACCUGCUCUCACCACAGGCUCUCACUGACCCCGACCUGCUCACACCACGGGGCUCCUCACUGGCCCCCGACCUGCUCACACCACGGGGCUCCUCACUGCACCCCCAGACCUGCUCCACCACAGGGCUCCUCAGUGCCCCCCGACUUGCCACCAUGGGGCUCCUCACUGCCCCCGACCUGCUCACACCACAGGGCUCCUCCUGCACCCUGA
This is a messenger RNA of Homarus americanus (American lobster), 465 nucleotides long. RefSeq names its product actin cytoskeleton-regulatory complex protein PAN1-like. The coding region runs from base 1 to 465 and encodes 154 amino acids. The record is from RefSeq and is a predicted model, not a curated record. Lineage: Eukaryota; Metazoa; Arthropoda; Malacostraca; Decapoda; Nephropidae. The transcript has a single exon.